Messenger RNA from Nomia melanderi (Alkali bee), 3051 nucleotides. It is a transcript of the gene Cpr, whose product is annotated as Cytochrome P450 reductase. The record is from RefSeq and is a predicted model, not a curated record. Gene Ontology annotation, cellular component: cytosol. Gene Ontology annotation, molecular function: NADPH-hemoprotein reductase activity; FMN binding; flavin adenine dinucleotide binding. NCBI's taxonomy places the organism in Eukaryota, Metazoa, Arthropoda, Insecta, Hymenoptera, Halictidae. Gene Ontology annotation, biological process: response to hormone.
AUCGUCAGCUCUAUCAUUCCUCCGUUCGCGACCCCGGCGAGUCGCCGCGUCGGUCGUACACGCGAUCGCCGAGGAGUCGUCGCCGAUUGAAUAAGUCACGAUUCCAUGUACGUGCGUACGCGUCUCACGAUUAUGGAUAUAUCGCGGGCCGCGUGCGGCGACGCCGAUGACUCGACGGUUUUCCGUUCUCAUUGUGACGAUGUGCGACGGUGCUCUCCUCGUGCGUAAAGACUCGGGCCGGAACAGUUCGCAAGGCGACUCGCCAGUCGAACGCCAGUAUACCUAUACCCCCGACCGGCGAAUACUCUGUCCAGGCAGCAACGCUUUCGGAUAGCCACCGUUGUCGUCGUCGUCUCCUUUGGCUCCGCUAGUCGCUUCCGCUCUGCCGACCAAAUGGAUCUGCCGGCCGCCAGCGCAUCUCAACCCAAGGCGAUAAGAAUGGCGGGUUCUCCGGUGCUGGAGAACGAGGACAAGGCUGAGGUUCUCGACGAACCUCUCUUCAACACCCUCGACAUCAUACUUUUAAGCGCCCUCCUGCUGGCCGCGUUAUGGUGGUUGAUGCGACGCAACAAGCAGGACGAGUACACGUCCACCACCAAAUCCUACUCCAUUCAGCCAACGCUGUAUCCAUCGGUGACACCGUCGGAGAAUUCGUUCAUUAAGAAAUUAAAGACUUCCGGCAGAAGUCUAGUCGUAUUCUAUGGUAGUCAGACCGGAACUGGUGAAGAAUUCGCGGGUCGGCUGGCUAAAGAGGGUAUCCGUUAUAAAAUGAAAGGCAUGGUGGCUGAUCCUGAGGAAUGCGAUAUGGAGGAGCUAAUACAUCUUAAAUCAAUUCCAAAUAGCUUGGCAGUAUUUUGUUUAGCUACGUACGGAGAAGGUGACCCUACAGAUAAUGCUAUGGAAUUCGUAGAUUGGUUAAAGAAUGGUGAUGCUAAUCUGGAUGGAUUAAAUUAUGCUGUGUUCGGACUAGGAAAUAAGACAUACGAACAUUACAAUGAAGUAGCAUUAUACGUUGAUCAUAGAUUAGAGCAACUUGGUGCUACUCGUGUUUAUGAACUUGGUCUGGGAGAUGACGAUGCGAACAUAGAAGACGAUUUCAUCACAUGGAAAGACAAGUUUUGGCCUGCAGUCUGUGACUUCUUCGGAAUCGAAGGUGCAGGUGAAGAUGUCAGUAUUCGCCAGUAUCAGCUUACCGAGCACGCUGAUUUGCCCAUUGAACGUAUCUACACUGGUGAAAUAGCUCGUCUUCAUUCAUUUAAGAAUCAAAGAGCACCGUACGACGCGAAGAAUCCUUAUCUGGCACCAGUAAAAGCUAAUCAGGAGCUUCAUGGUCCAAAAUCAGAGAGGUCUUGUAUGCACAUAGAGUUUGACAUUGAAGGAUCAAAGAUGCGGUAUGAAGCUGGUGAUCAUUUAGCAGUGUAUCCUGUAAAUAACACAGAAUUAGUAAACAAAAUUGGAGAAAAAUGCGGCGUGGACUUGGACACUAUAUUUACGCUAACAAAUACAGAUGAGGAAUCUACGAAGAAACAUCCGUUCCCAUGUCCUUGUUCUUACAGGACUGCUUUAACGCAUUACUUGGAUAUCACUGGCAACCCACGCACUCAUAUUCUCAAAGAGUUAGCGGAGUAUUGCAGUGAUCCACAAGAUAAAGAAAAAUUGAAGUUAAUGGCUUCGACCAGCGCAGAAGGCAAAGCUGCUUAUCAACAAUGGAUAGUUCAAGACAAUCGAAAUAUAGUACAUAUUUUAGAAGAUAUUCCUAGUUUAAAGGCGCCGUUGGAUCAUUUGUGUGAACUUCUGCCAAGAUUGCAAUGUCGUUAUUAUUCAAUUUCCUCAUCGCCAAAGCUGCAUCCGACGUCGAUUCACAUCACCGCGGUUGUGAUAGAAUAUAAAACUCCAACUGGCAGGAUUAACAAAGGUGUGACAACUAGCUGGUUAAAGGAGAAACACCCAUCGGAUCCACCAUGCUAUGUCCCCAUUUUUGUACGAAAGUCUCAGUUCCGUUUGCCAACUAAAGUGUCCACGCCUGUUGUGAUGGUCGGGCCAGGUACUGGUAUAGCGCCGUUCAGAGCAUUCAUUCAAGAACGUGAUCUUGCUAAACGAGAAGGUAAAGAAGUCGGUGAUACUAUUUUAUACUUUGGAUGUAGAAACCGAGACGAGGAUUUCCUAUACAAAAACGAACUAGAAGAAUAUGUAAAAAAUGGUACUCUAACGUUGCAUACUGCGUUCAGCAGAGAGCAAGGUCACAAAGUGUACGUUACACAUUUAUUGGAGAAAAAUAAAGACGAAUUAUGGAGAGUCAUCGGCGAACAAAAUGGACAUAUCUAUGUUUGUGGGGAUGCUAAGAACAUGGCGCGGGACGUGCAUAAUAUAUUAUUGAAAGUUGUAAUGGAGAAAGGAAAGAUGGCGGAACUCGAUGCAGCUACGUAUAUUAAGAAGAUGGACUCACAGAAACGUUAUUCGAGUGAUGUAUGGAGUUGAACGUUGUUAUUUAAUUUGAAUGAAUAUUUAUAAGUCAAAUUGUCUAUAUUAACACUUCAAAUAUUGCCCUCACGAUGGAGCCUACUUUAUAAUUUAUCGUACAAAGUGUACGAUGUGCAUGUAAGCAUUUAAAAUAUUCAGAGGUAAAUUACAAAUGUUAGCAAAAUCGUUCGAAACUUUAAAUGUAUUUAUUAUUCGUAAGUAGUUAACGAAUUUUGUAUAAAUAUCAAUAAUUUUUUCUCUUUUUCUUUGAACCCAUUUUAUUCUGUAAUAGCAACAUUUUUCUAUGGGUAUCGAUACAAUGCAGUAAUGAGUUUAAGGACUUCUGCGUUUGAAAAAUAUGCUCAUUAAGUGUGUAAUGUUAAAAGUCAUUUUUGAUAUGUAUAGCAUUUCAUAAUUAUGAUGAUCAGAUAACAUAGAUUUCAUGAAUAUUUUGUAGAAACUAUCGAUACACUCCUGGUAAGAGACUUACGCUUACAUAUGUGUAUGUAUAGUUAAUAUAUAUAUAUAUUAUAUAAAUAAUAUAUAUUAUAUAAAUAAUAUAUAUAUAUAUAUAUAAAUCAUUUGAUAGAA